Messenger RNA from Platichthys flesus (European flounder), 2846 nucleotides. RefSeq names its product zinc finger MYM-type protein 1-like. The record is from RefSeq and is a predicted model, not a curated record. Gene Ontology annotation, molecular function: protein dimerization activity. The transcript has 3 exons. NCBI's taxonomy places the organism in Eukaryota, Metazoa, Chordata, Actinopteri, Pleuronectiformes, Pleuronectidae. Bases 472 to 2598 code for a protein of 708 amino acids.
CACCCUACAAUUUUGAGAUGAAAAAAAAAAAAAAAAAAAAAUGACAUGUCAAAAAACAUUAUAUAUCAAAUAAUUUAAUAAGAAAUGUACUGUUUUAAAGCGUUAAAUGUGUGCCGGAGACCGUAAGCCCCUGUCAAAAACCACUUAAAUGUGACCAAAUAUAAUAUAUUGCCAUUCGUUGAAUGAUAACAUACGAUAACGUCACUGAGAGAGAAGCCACUCCUCCCUGUGGGCGCCGGUCAAGUGGAAGUCUAUGGAAGCCAAAAAAAGGGGCAGGAACAUUUGAGCAAGGACAGUUCUCAUUGGCGGAUGACAGUUCGAGCCAUGGGCGCACGUACCUUGCGCCCACAGCCAAUGAAAGGGUUUCUAACAGGACUGUCCAAUCAGAGACCUUUUGUGAUUCCCUCACAUCACAUAUCUAAAGGUGCAGCAUAGUUAGCACUUAGCAGAUACUUGUUUUAAUCUGAGAGUAUGGCGAAUGAAAACUCUAUUGUAGCUAUUCACAGAACACCAUUCAAUCGACGAUCGGAUGUCGAUAAAAAGAAACUAAAAGAAAUGGGACCUGACCGUCCGGAUUUAAAACUUGAACAGAUAAGCACUGACCGCGGAAGAACCUACAAGCGGAGCUUCUCCUCCAGCCUUUAUGCUAAUCGGAGCUGGUUAGCGGGCUGUGCAGUGAGUAAUGCGUUUUUUUGUUUCCCCUGCUUGUUGUUCCAAUGUACUGGGACUGAAAUACUCUGGACUACAACGGGGAUGAGGGAUCUAAAGCACUUCACCCAGAAAUGCAAGAAACACGAAUCGUCUCGCUGCCAUCUCACUAACAGCAUGAAGCUAAGUCUCUUUGGGAGACUGAGUAUAGCGGAACAGCUCGACGAAGGGUACCGAAUUGGCAUCCGUAAACACAAUGAGGAAGUAAGGAAGAACAGGCACAUUCUCUCAAGAAUUAUAGACUGUAUUAAGUUCUGUGGUGCAUUUGAGUUGGCACUGCGUGGUCAUGAUGAGAGCGAGAGCUCUGAUAACCCAGGGAUAUUUCGUGGCUUGGUGGACGUUGUUGCCUCACUCGACGGUGCACUGAAAGACCAUCUCGACAGCGCGACUGUGUUCAAGGGAACAUCCAAAACGGUCCAGAAUGAACUUCUUGACUGUAUGCUGGCUGUUGUUAGGGAAAAGAUCAUAAGCGAGAUUCAAAGCAGCGAUUUUCUAUCGAUCCAAGCAGAUGAGACCACGGAUAUUAGCACACAAACCCAGCUUGUGCUUGUGCUUCGCUACUUAAAUGGUGCUAACCUGGAGGAAAGAUUCUUUGAGUUCAUCCCUCUGCAGUCAGCUACAGCAGCGACCAUUGCCAUGGCAUUAAAAGAACGCCUUGCUGCCAUCCUCCCAGGUGAGCAGAAAGUUAAACUCAUCUGCCAGGCAUAUGACGGUGCCAGUGUAAUGAGGGGUACCUCUUCAAGUGUUCAGAAGAGAAUCCAGGACGACUACCCAACUGCCCACUAUAUCCACUGCUAUGCCCAUCAGCUCAAUCUUAUAAUGCAACAGGCCACCUCUCACAUUGUUAAAGUCAAGAACUUUUUUUCUGACUUGGGUGGAUUAGCUGCGUUCUUUUCAAGAUCCCCGAAGCGGACCGUUGUCCUUGAUAAAACAGUGGCCCGUAGACUGCCAACGGCCAGCAAUGUGAGGUGGAACUUUCACAGCCGUGCCGUCAAUACUGUGUUUGAGCACAGAGAUGACCUCAUUGACUGCUUUGAAAGAAUUCGAGCAUCAGAUGGCAUUGAUGACAAGACCAGCCACGAAGCAGGAGGCCACAUCAGGCUACUGGAGGAUCCUGAUUUCAACUUCUUCCUUAAACUGUUUCAUCGGAUAAUGCCACACGUGGACGUUCUCUAUGCCAAGCUCCAGAACAGAAACAUAGAUUCAGUCUAUAUAAAUCGCUGCAUCCAGCAGUUCCAAGAGGACAUACAAAAAAUCAGAGAUUCAGUCCAUGCAAUGGUGGUGGAGCACAGGAGUGGCUCUGAGCAGCCGAGGAAGCGCCGGGCUAUCGAUCAAGAUGAGCUUAAAAGGAUUGCCACAGAGGUAUGCGACACCAUACUUGGACACACCAAGGAACGCUUUGCCUUCAAGGACCACCUCAUCAGUGCCACCUUACUGGACAGCCCCCAGUUUGACCACUACCUCGAUGCAUUCCCUGAAGUUGCUCUGGCCACAACAUUGAAGGCCUAUCCUGUGCUCGAUGGAAGUAGGCUGAAGACAGAGCUUACCCUCAUCUAUGGCUCAGAAGAAUUCCGAACCUGUCGUGGUGCUGUGGAUCUUUACCAGUUGUUCAAAGACAAUAACCUUUCUGAGGUAUUUUCAGAGACAGAAACACUGCUUAAAAUCAUCAUCACAACUCCCAUGGCCACUGCUGAGGCUGAGAGGUGUUUUUCAACACUGAAAAGGGUUAAAACCUUUCUCAGGAACACAAUGACUCAGGACAGACUGAAUGCCUUAGCCAUGCUCUCAAUGGAAAAAAGGCUUGUCACAGACAUGAUUGACUUUAACCAGAAGGUGAUAGAGAGAUUUGCCAGCUUGAAAGAGAGGAGGGCUAAGUUUCUUUACAAGUAGUAGGGCCUACUCUUGACAAACAACAAAUGUAAAAUGUUAUGUCUCUUCUGCUCUAAACCUCUUUCGUGUGAGGGUGUGGGCACCUUUUUUAUUCUGUUCAUCUCUGAAACCCUACCCAAUGUCUCUUACCUAUGUCCCUACCAUUCUGCUCUGAACUGUCAUGCCCAAAGUAACAGGUUAUUGUUAUUGUUGUUGGAUACUAGUGUUGAGCACUGUAUGUUAUUGAAAUAAAGCUAUGUUUUUUUUAA